Molecule: messenger RNA, 913 nt
Organism: Lynx canadensis (Canada lynx)
Lineage: Eukaryota; Metazoa; Chordata; Mammalia; Carnivora; Felidae
Gene: CLPSL1
Product: colipase like 1
Exons: 3
Biological process (GO): digestion; lipid catabolic process
Cellular component (GO): extracellular region
Molecular function (GO): enzyme activator activity
Source: RefSeq, a predicted model, not a curated record
AUGACACAGGACUCCCCACCCCCGGCUUACGUCUGCGCGGGAGGGGAACCUGCAGGGAGGAAGCCCGGGGGCGCCAUCUCCCCGCAGGACGACAGUGAGAUCUGCGUCCAGAGCAAGAAGUGCAAGAGUGGGUGCUGUCGCCGGGAGACCGAGGGCUGCGAGUCGCACUGCGCCCCCUAGGGGUCCGAGGGCAGCACGCGUCACACGCAGGUGGGUGGUGGCGCCCCCUGGGGGGCCGGCGGGGUGAGCGGGGAGGACCCCCGGAAAGGAGGGGCAGGGGCGGACCCGGAGCCCAGGGGAGGGUGCGGGGUCGGCGACGGCGACCCGGAGCGGGGAAUUGCUGCGACGGCACCUCCCAGCCGCUUGGGGGAGCCUGUGGACCGACCCAAGGUGGGACCGCACGCCAGGGGCUUGGAAUCCAGAUGGGGUCCCUUAAGCCCAGGCUCCUCUGCUGUGUGCAAGCAGAUGGUCUUGCAGGGGAGCACUUGCAGGGGAGUGAAGGCUGCCCCCUCAGGGCUGAGGGCAACGCAGCCCCCAAGGUCAAGGUCAAAGUCCUGUCUUUCGCAGACAUUCCUGGGUCUGUAUAACGAGUGCCCCCGCCUGCCGAACCUGACGUGUGUAUUUCCGAAGAAUGAGAAAUCAUUUAACAUCAUCUAUGGCCGUUGUAAGAAAAUUGAAAAAAGGAAGUCAGCUAAGAACAUUUUCUUCUAACGCUCCCUCUUUGCUGCCUUCCCCACCUCCUCCAUCUACUCCUACGCCUCCCCAAAUUUGUGUUCUUGCCCCUAGCCCUCAGAGCCUCCACCAGCAGGGGAGGGGCAGGGAGGGAGGGAGGGAUGAUGCGCCAUCACUGGAAUAAAGACUUUUCAGUGUUUGCUGCCCCUGGUGCCAGGGGCUGGGGAGGCGUGGCUGGGAU